AUGUGGCUAGGACUAGCUAUCACGCAUGGACUCCUGUUGACAUUUAUAACGAUCCUCCAUCGAAACACUGUUAACGCUGAAGCAGAACAAACAACAACCCCAACUAUCGUUUUAUCGACUGUUACAAUUAAACCUCGUUUAAACGUUUCACUUCCAUCAUCAGAAAUACUAAACAGUAUGUCAUCAAAUGCCAAACUGGUGGCAUCCUGGCAUCAGAAGGCAGCGUUGAAUAGUUUCAGUAACACACCAAAUUCAAUUAUGGAUGUACAAGCUUCAAGUGCUACCAUAAUUCCGGCCAAGGAGAGAAAUAAGAAUGGUAAACAUAAAUCUACAACAUCUGUUCAUUCAAUCACCUUAGUAUCUUUAAACCAUGAACAAUCUUCAGCUACGUUGGGCGUGGAUGGUAAAACAAAUACCUCAGUCACUGAAAACACAAAUAUGACAGACCCUAUGCCUUGGGAAAAGUCCAAAACAAAGAUGCUUACUACGACUCCUGUGAAGUCUAGACAAUCAUCAUUGGACUCUACCACGGUUAAAAUGCCUCCAAAUUCAGGAAAGACCCAAUUUAUCAGUAGUGCCACCUGGACUGAGAAAGCACACAUGAAAGCUAAUUCAACGACAGGAAUUUCAUCGUUUAAAGAAAAGCAAGCGAACAAGACCUCAGUUUUGGAACCUAGUUCAUCUGAUCAACGCAGUAUAUUUUCAUCACCAAUCGUUGACAUGACUGAAUUGUCCCGCAGGAAAAUGUCUAAAGGUAGAACUAACUCGACAAGAAAUGAUACAAUGGUUCGGCAUGGCAUCACUGCUAUUGCAAACCGCACAAAGAUGGCAAGCCACAUCUCUAUAUUGAGUCAAUUUAGCAAAAUUUCCAGCAACCAAGCGCACAUUGCCGACAAUUCUACGACAUCAUUCUACAACACAAUUACCAACCGCACGGAAGAACUUCAAAUGUCGCCUUCAAUAACAAUGGUCAAAAAACCUGAAGCAAAUUACGCAAUCCACGCAAGUGGCUCGACCAAUUCCAUUAGAAAUGUUCAAAUCUCCGAAACAAUUGCAGAGAUAAAACCAAGCGGCAUAACUUUGUUUGCAGACACGAAAAUUCAGUACAGCACUCAGGUCUCUACCAGACUAACACCCUCACCGACAAAGCUAAAGGUACAACAGUUUUCUGUCACUAUUAAAAUAACAUCAGAAACGUUUAGAAAUGAAUACAUAACAAGUGCCAGAGAAUUUAUGCAGAAAAGCAGAGAAAUAAAAGAACAAUUCGACCAAGUGUUCAAAGACAUGGAGGAAUAUUUAUUUACUGACGUUUUAAGGUUCUUUAGGGGAAGUCUUGGUUGUGAUGUCGUCAUACACACUGAAUCAGUUGAAUCCAAACCAGUGUCAAUUGAUAGAAUCAGUAAUACUUUAAAACAGGCAAAGAGUACUAAGGGAGGAUUCGGGAAAUAUGUUGUGGGUGACAUUGAUGUUGAAGAGAAAAAUCCUGACGUGCAAGGCAGGGAUGACGACGAUAACAAAGAAACAUGGGGUCGCAUGCCGAUAACAGCCUUAGCUAACGUUUUAUCGACUGUUACAACUGAACCUCCUUCGAAUGUUCCACUUCAAUCAUCAGUUCAUUCAGAAACCAAGCCCAACACUCAACCAUUGAAAAUGAAAAAUAUAUCUACUUCUAUCAAUACAUUGUUAACCAAUGGCUAUUCAAUAAUUUCGACAGAUACUAAGGAUAUUAUAGUAAAUUCUUCUGCCUUAUUUUAUGCCAGUAAAGCAAUUCCUGAAGCGUCUACAAUAAGAGGAGAAAUACCAACCCGCAUAUCAUCAAGUGCUAAACUGGCAUCCUCGUCCGUUUAUCGUAUUGAAUCGAGCCUCCUGAUGAAAGCGUUCAAUGAUUCCAAGAAAACAGUUGUCUCAAUUAUGGCCGUACAAGCUUCAACGACUAGUAAACAAGAAACCUCCCCCAUCCUAAUUCAUUCGAAGGAGAGAAAUGAGGAUGCUACACGUCGAGUAAUUUUUUCUCAAACGCACUCCGUAUCCAUGGCAAUGGGUUCCUCGAUCCAACCAAAGCACCUGACUGUCAGUUCGAAUACACCUCGUCAAUCUACGAUAUUAAUCACCCUAGCAUCUUCAAACCACGAACAAUCUUCAAUUACGUUGGGCCUGCAUGGUAAAGCAAAUACCUCAGACACUGAAGAGAAAAGUUUUACAGUCUCUAUGCCUUGGGAAAAUUCCAAAAUAAUGAUGCUUACUACGACUUCUGUGAAGUCAAUGCAUCCAAAUUCAGGAAAGAGCCAAAUGAUCAAUAUUACCGCCUCGACUGCUCCCCCGGAAUCCAAAUCAAACCGGGCUAUUGUCGUUGUAACAAAAGAAAAAAAUACUUCCAUCCCCUUUAUCAGAGCUACCAAAUCAUUCCCCAAAACUGAAGUAAGUGCAAGCUAUUCCAGAAAUAUCUCUGAGAAAGCACACAUGAAAGCUAAUUCAACAAAAGGAAUUUCAACGUCAGAAAUAAAGCAAGCGAACAAGACAGCAGUUUUGGAACCUAGUCCAUCUUUGGUGUCAAAACAGAAAAGGAGUGAAAUCAAGGUAGUAUUUACAUCACCUGCCGUUAACAUGACUGAAAUGUUAUACAGUAAAAUAUCAAAAGGUAGAAUCAACCCUACAAGAAACGAUACAACGGUUCAACAUAGCACAUCAAAAAGUGGAUUGCUUGCAAACAACUAUACAUCGAAAAUGAAUUCAACGAAAGAAAAAAGACCUGAUAAAACAACUAAUCUAGAGAAUUUCAUCACGUCAAGCCCUGUUGAAAAGUUGGAUUCCUUAAACAAAACUUUGAUUCCUACUCCGGUGCCAUACAUAUCGUUAUUAGAACGGUAUGUAUCUUCUGACAUGACUGCUACUGCAAACCGCACAACUAUGGCAAGCCACAUCCUUAUGUCGGGUCAAUUUAGUAAAAUUUCCAGCAACCAAACGCACAUUGCGAAAAAUGUUACGACAUUUCGCAUGAUUCAACCGUCCACGAUAAUUCAGUACAGCACUCAUGUCUCUACCAGACCAACAUCCUCACCGACAAAGUUUAAGGUACAACAGUUUCGUGUUACUAUUAAAAUAACAUCAGAAACAUUUAGAAAUGAAUACAUAACAAGUGCCAGAGCAUUUAGGCAGAAAAGAAAUGAAAUAGCAGAACAAUUUGAUCGAGUGUUCAAAGACAUGGAGGAAUAUUUAUUUACUGAAGUUUUAAGGUUUUUCAAUGGCAGUCUGGGUUGUGAUGUCGUCAUACACACUGAAUCAGUUGAAUCCAAACCAGUGUCAAUUGAUAGAAUCAGUAAUACUUUACAACAGGCAAAGAGUACUAAGUGA
Molecule: messenger RNA, 3351 nt
Organism: Paramuricea clavata
Lineage: Eukaryota; Metazoa; Cnidaria; Anthozoa; Malacalcyonacea; Plexauridae
Source: the annotation of a GenBank genome assembly